This is a messenger RNA of Microthlaspi erraticum, 390 nucleotides long. Lineage: Eukaryota; Viridiplantae; Streptophyta; Magnoliopsida; Brassicales; Brassicaceae. The record is from the annotation of a GenBank genome assembly.
AUGGAAGGAGUUGAGCUGGAACUAGAGAGAAGAAGCAAGUUCUUGAGCAGCUUGAUACAGAAGAAGAAAGCGAAAGAGCAGCAGGAUCAGAAAGAAGAGUUCAAUGUUCGAGUUAGGGCUUCCGAUAUGCCUUUGCCUCAGCAGAACAGGGCCUUCUCUUUGUCGCGUGAGCUCUUGAAUGCCACGCCUGGGAAGGCCGACAACAAAAGACUCGCUCUUGCCCUUAAAAAGGACUUUGAUUCUGCUUAUGGCCCGGCAUGGCACUGCAUCGUUGGAACCAGUUUUGGUUCUUACGUCACUCAUUCCAUUGGAGGAUUCAUAUACUUUCAGAUCGACAAGGUCUAUGUUCUUCUCUUCAAGACUGCUGUAGAGCCUUUAGAUCACCAAUGA